UGCCCCUGUCCCCGGCUCCAGGAUGUGGCGGGCCCGGGCCGCGGCCGUGUGUGUUGUCUGCCAAAGCUUAGCAAAUAGCAGCUAUGGAGUAAAAGGAAAAUCACCAUUGCAAAAAUUGCAUCUUGUUUCACAAAGUAUUCAUCAUCCCCAUUAUACAAGUUCAAAGUUUCAGAGACCUCCACUAAGGACAUCAAUUCAACAGUUCUCCUCUCUUAAUCGUCUUCCCUUACGGAAAACCAAACUUUUAUCUGUAAAAUAUGGAUACCUGCCCCAUAGAAAUUUCUGGGUAGCUAGACUGGCUUCAAGGCUUCUAAAACUUCGCUAUCUUGUAUUAGGAUCUGCUGUAGGUGGUGGCUAUACAGCAAAAAAGACGUAUGAUCAAUGGAAGGAGAUGCUGCCUGAUCUCAGUGACUAUAAGUGGAUUGUUCCUGACUUCAUUUGGGAGCUUGAUGAACACAUUGACUUUGAAAAAUUUAGCAAAGCCCUUCCUGAUGCAGAAGACCUCGCUAAACUUCUACCUGACUUUGACAAGAUUGGAGAGAGCCUCAGUUCCCUGAAGGGCUUUUUCUCACCUGGUUCCCAAGGAGAAACAGCAUUCAGAGCUACAGACCAGGGAUAUGAAAAUGACAAACAGUACAAAAAGGGCCUGCUUGGUGAACUCAUUCUAUUACAACAGCAAAUCCAACAGCAUGAAGAGGAAGCACGCAGAGCUGCUGGCCAAUAUAACACGGGCUCUUCCCAGCAGAAGCGAAAGGUCUCUGACAAAGAGAAGAUUGAUCAGCUUCAAGAAGAACUUCUCCACACUCAGCUGAAAUAUCAACGAAUUCUUGAGCGCUUAGAGAAGGAAAACAAAGAACUAAGAAAGCUGGUGUUGCAGAAAGAUGACAAGGGCAUUCAUCAAAGGAAGCUAAAGAAAUCUUUGAUUGAUAUGUACUCUGAAGUUCUAGACAUUCUGUCUGACUAUGAUGCCAGCUAUAAUACCCAAGAUCAUCUACCUCGGGUUGUAGUGGUUGGAGAUCAGAGUGCAGGAAAAACCAGUGUGCUAGAAAUGAUUGCUCAAGCCCGGAUAUUCCCUCGAGGGUCUGGGGAAAUGAUGACACGUUCUCCUGUUAAGGUAACGCUUAGUGAAGGUCCCCACCAUGUGGCUUUGUUCAAAGACAGCUCUCGGGAGUUUGAUCUGACCAAGGAAGAGGAUCUUGCAGCCUUGAGAAAUGAGAUAGAGAUCCGAAUGAGGAAAAGUGUGAAAGAAGGAUGCACUGUCAGUGCUGAGACCAUCUCCUUAAAUGUGAAAGGUCCUGGUCUGCAGAGAAUGGUGUUGGUAGAUUUGCCUGGUGUCAUUAGUACUGUGACAUCAGGUAUGGCUCCAGACACUAAGGAUACUAUCUUUAGCAUCAGCAAGGCCUAUAUGCAGAACCCGAAUGCCAUCAUCCUUUGUAUUCAAGAUGGGUCGGUGGAUGCAGAACGCAGCAUUGUCACUGAUUUAGUCAGUCAAAUGGAUCCUCACGGGAAAAGGACAAUCUUUGUUUUGACUAAGGUGGACCUUGCUGAGAAAAAUGUGGCCAGCCCAAACAGGAUACAACAAAUUAUUGAAGGUAAACUCUUCCCAAUGAAGGCUUUGGGUUACUUUGCAGUCGUUACAGGAAAAGGAAACAGCUCUGAAAGUAUCGAAUCUAUUAAAGACUAUGAAGAGGAAUUUUUUCAAAAUUCAAAACUGUUGAAGACGUGUAUGCUGAAGGCACACCAGGUGACAACGAGGAACCUAAGUCUUGCUGUGUCAGAUUGCUUUUGGAAAAUGGUGAGAGAGUCAGUGGAGCAGCAAGCAGAUGCUUUUAAAGCAACACGUUUUAAUCUUGAGACUGAGUGGAAGAACAACUACCCCCGGUUGCGAGAGCUUGACCGGAAUGAACUGUUCGAAAAAGCGAAGAAUGAAAUCCUCGAUGAGGUUAUAAGUUUGAGCCAGGUCACACCAAAGCACUGGGAGGAGAUUCUUCAGAAAACAUUAUGGGAAAGAGUAUCUACUCACGUGAUUGAGAACAUCUACCUGCCAGCAGCACAGACUACAAAUUCAGGGACAUUUAACACCACUGUGGACAUCAAGCUGAAGCAGUGGACUGACAAACAACUGCCUAAUAAAGCAGUAGAGGUGGCAUGGGAGACUCUGCAGGAAGAAUUUUCUCACUUCAUGACAGAAAAGAAAGGAAAAGAGCAUGACGACAUCUUUGAUAAACUGAAACAAGCUGUCAAAGAAGAAAGUAUUAAACGACACAAGUGGAAUGAGAGAGCAGAAGACAGCCUGCGAGUGAUACAGCACAAUGCUUUAGAAGAUCGGUCAAUAUCUGAUAAACAGCAGUGGGAUGCAGCUAUUCACUUCAUGGAGGAUACUCUCCAGAGUCGCCUCAAGGACACUGAAUCUGUUAUUGAAGACAUGGUGGGCCCAGACUGGAAAAAAAGAUGGCUGUACUGGGUAGGCCGCACUAAAGAACAGAAUAUUCGCAAUGAAACAAAAAAUGAACUUGAGAAGAUGAUCAAAUGCAACGAAGACCAUGCAGCUUACCUUGCAAAUGACGAGGUGACAACUGUCCGAAAGAAUCUUGAAGCAAAAGGGGUAGCAGUGGACCCAUGUUUGAUUAAAGACACGUGGCACCAAGUUUAUAGAAGACAUUUCUUGAGGACAGCUUUGAGCCACUGUAAUCUGUGUCGAAGAGGCUUUUAUUACUACCAAAGGCAUUUUGUAGACUCUGAGCUCGAAUGCAAUGAUGUGGUUCUGUUCUGGCGCAUACAGCGAAUGCUGGCGAUUACAGCAAACACACUGAGGCAGCAGCUUACUAACACUGAAGUCCGACGUUUGGAGAAGAAUGUAAAGGAAGUGCUGGAAGACUUUGCUGAGGACAGUGACAAGAAGGUUAAGUUACUAACGGGCAAAAGGGUCCAGCUGGCGGAGGAUCUCAAAAAAGUUCGUGAAAUCCAGGAAAAACUUGAAGCCUUCAUUGAAGCCCUCCAUCAGGAGAAGUAGAUUGAUCAAGCAGCUGAACUGUUACCGUGAGAACGCAGGCCUUUCCCAAAAUGCAUUGCACAAAGAAGACUGAAUGAAAUGUCUUUUCUGUCCCAUUCUUCUUCCUAUCGUACCUUUUUGAAGCAUCCUGUGAUGUCAAAGGGGUGGGGGAAGUAAUUUCUCACAUGGGAUUGAGAAGUAUUGAACAAAACCUCCCAUUUGAAUUUUUGAAGCAAGACAAACAUGACAGCAGAAUCCAGUUUUGGUUGUGUUGAAAUGACAGGAUGAGGGAAUGCCAAAGUUGUCCAAUUAAGUUCUGUUCCUGAGAGGAAGGAGAGGCUUUUAUUUCUUGGCUGUGGUCUAGUAUGGCAGGACUGGAGCAGAUUCAUAAAGUGGUUUUAUCCAGUGUCACUUUCUUGCCUGCAAAUAAUCCUGGGAGUUUGAAAUAAAGAUUUACCAUUUGUACAUACAUGAAUUAAUGCCCUUCUAACUAAUAUUGGUUGUAUCUGUAUACGGUAUGUUGAUGCAUCCUCAAGCACUAGGGUACACCUCUAAAUACAUUGUGGUGAGAAGGGAGAUCUGAGAGAGAGAGAGAGAGAGAGAGAGAGACUUUGCUUAAGCACUUGAGCUAUUAUCAUCGAAGGAAUUCUGCCAUUUGAAAAGUAUAGGCUGUCAUUCAUUGACUCCUUAAAAAGUUUGGCUCAGGAAAUAAUGUCAACGGCUGCUCAUUUUAUGGCUGCUUUCCUAGUAGAUGAUGUUACUCUGAAUCAUAGCCAAUCACAUUUCAUUUUGGGGGUUGCCUGGACACUAACUGGGUUUCCUGUUAACUUUCCCCAUGUCCUGUUGGAAAGUAAGCUAAUUAUGUGUGUGGGUAAUACAGAAAAAU
This is a messenger RNA of Emys orbicularis (European pond turtle), 3878 nucleotides long. RefSeq names its product OPA1 mitochondrial dynamin like GTPase (gene OPA1). The record is from RefSeq and is a predicted model, not a curated record. The coding region runs from base 23 to 3013 and encodes 996 amino acids. Gene Ontology annotation, molecular function: GTP binding; microtubule binding; GTPase activity. NCBI's taxonomy places the organism in Eukaryota, Metazoa, Chordata, Testudines, Emydidae. The transcript is spliced from 30 exons. Gene Ontology annotation, biological process: mitochondrial fusion. Gene Ontology annotation, cellular component: mitochondrial membrane; cytoplasm; microtubule.